AUGCCCAACUUUUUCUUUCAGGGUGCGCGCGACAUCUUCAGCAAUGUGCGGGAUGAUGCCGCCGAGUCCACAGCAAGAUUCAAGGAGACCGGCCGAUUCGCCGAGAUCUACACAGGUAUACAGCGGUCACAGGAGAUGGCGAUGCUGCGCAGCCUUGAUGCCAUCCGCGAGCAGUUCCCGCAGGGGGCCACCAGAGAAAUUCUCUUCGGCGUCUUGCGCCGUGCUGCAAUGUCGAGUUCUCAGCUAAGCAGUGCCCUCUACGACUUCGCAUUGAGACUGCAGGCGAAGGAACCAGCGCAAGCUGAGGUUGGCAAAGUCAACAUCCUCAGCGAGCUUUGGGCUUUAGACGAAGGUCGAUGUAUAGUCAGCGCCAGGCGUCCCGGAGAGGGUGGUCGCCGGCCAUGGGUCAAUGCUGAUGCAGACAUCCUUCUGGACGAGCAGGUGGCUGCACUGCGCACGACCCUGGCCGAGUGCGCCAAGCGUCCUCUAUUUGCACACGUCGCCCCAGAGAUCUUGGCGCGGCCAACCUUUCUUGCUUUGGUGCGCGUGUUUGAUGUUUUCCAGCCAUCUGAGGGCGAGUCAAGCACGUGCGGUCCCUACAGCCCAACGGAAUUUGCUGCCAUUGAUGACUUUCUGGAGCAAGUGACGCGGACAUCAGUCAUGCGUCGCGCAUUCCGACACAUCACGAAAACACUGCCUGUGUUGCUGACGCGGCCGUGGAAGGAAGUCUUGUUCAAGCUAUGGUUUCAACGAAGGGAUGGCAAGCCUUGCGUGUUCGAGCAUGUUUUCCUUGGUAAUUUGACCGAGGACAUCUCUGGUCAACCUGUAGCGGGUGGCUUCCACUGUUGGCUUAAGUUCUACCUUGAAGAGGUCAGAGGCACAGCACGGUAUCUGGGAUAUAUCUACAACAAUGCUGAAGCGGGCCUGAUGAAUAGCCGGUUCGUUUCUGGGAAAUUUGUGUGGGAUUAUUCUGGCUACAAGCUCGUCAAAGACCAGGGUGGGUUUUUCAUUGGCACCUCUCCGGAGUGGCAGCUUGCAACGGGCACUGCAGCAUACUUCGAGACUUCAACGCCAAACUUUGCGCGGCAGAAUGGCUGGGUUCCUUGGACCAAUGCUUAUGCCUACAACGAGGGAUACACGAAAGAGACGACACAUGACGGCGAGCGCUACCGUCACGUUCUCUGCCGUGCCGGUAGCUCGGGCUCCACAGAUGACUUGGUGGAGGACAGUGGCUUUCUCAUCACUUCCUAUUCAAUCUAUCUAGGGCCUGCCUUUCUCGACGAUUCGUCUGGGCCGGAUCACAUCUGCACAAGUGUGGAGUUGGCAGAAUCCUUGCCGCGCUGGCUGGUGGAGGAUGGAAUCGUUGUCCACCCGGAGGAUGCUUUCAGUCAGGAGUGCGUUCGCUUCUGUGUGGCUCGGGGCUGCCGAUCCGUCCGGGAGUCUUUGUCCAUGCUGCGUGAGGCCUUGGUCUUCGACCUGGAAGAUGCCAUCGCGGCAGCAAAGACACCGGGCUAUCCCAGAAUUACUGAGUUGGUGGAGGACACCUUUGAGGUCGUUCCCACCUUGCUGGUUUACGCCGAGGAGCCGGGUCCUAUGAGCGAAAAGCUCCCCGCACUCCUAGCAGAGCUGCGCGGGCAGGGCCGCAGAGGACCCCGCCUCCACCGCCCGCUGCGCCUGCUGCUGACUGGAAGAGCCGAGGGGGCCCCAAUCGCGGAGCUCCUGCAGCUGCUUGAGCUGGCGCAGAAAGAAGGUGGAGAUGAAGCGGGAGUGAGGUUGGCAGAUCGAGUUGCCUUGAUUCGCCAGAUCUUUUCCAGCCCACCGUUUUCGCACGUGCUAAACGCGGGAGCAGUGGCAUUUGUCAACUAG
Symbiodinium sp. CCMP2592 is the source of this 1866-nucleotide messenger RNA. NCBI's taxonomy places the organism in Eukaryota, Dinophyceae, Suessiales, Symbiodiniaceae. The record is from the annotation of a GenBank genome assembly.